AUGGCAAAUGAUGUAGAGGAAAAUCCUGGACCCAUAAUAUAUGAUGUGGUUGAUCCAACUAAAACAAUAUGUGCAGAUUUUAGCCAGGGAAAUAUAAAAAAGUUUCGACAAAAUGCUGGUAAACAAUGUUUAGCAAUGUCUUUGACUGCGAUAAUAUAUAAUUAUAUCACAAAUGCAAAUACAUGGGAUUCAACUGUAUUAAAUUCAAUACUGUGUGCUGGAAAUAACCUUUAUUCUUUUAUAAGCAAUUUUGUUAACAAAAGCUAUUUGCUUUUGACUGACGUGCCUGAAAUGGUUUCGGUUUUUGAUGGCAUUUAUUGUAUGCAAUAUGGUGACCCGUUUGCUGGUGACUUAUUCAUGGCAAAUACUGCUCUACCUUAUUAUUCUAUAGAGAAUGCUCUUAAUAAUCUGUUCAUGGAAACUCAUUUAAAUUAUCAACAUUGUAUGUUGACUAUUGGUUCUAAUACUGUUGCAAUUUUUAAGACUUGUGAAGGAACCUUUAAAGUAUUUGAUUCUCAUUCAAGAGAUUUAUAUGGGAUUCCACACCCUUUUGGAAAAUGCAUAUUAGCAUCUGUUGAUAGUAUAGAAAGCCUGGUGAUAUAUUUCCAGAGUACUGUACCUCCAAGUAAUGAAACACCCUUUGAAGUUAAAGGAGUAACUGUUUUAAAUUGCAAAAGAGCAUGUAAAACAAAAAUGUUCAGAAGAAACUGAGAGUCAGAAACAAAGCAGACUGGAAAAUGCUAGAAAGUAUAAAAAAGCAAAGCAAACAGCAGAGACUGAAACUGAGAGGCAAACUAGACUUGAAAAUGCUAGGAGUAUCGAAAAGCAAAACGAGCUUCAGAAACUGAGACUGGGAAACAAACUAGACUUGAAAAUGCUUGGGAGUAUCAAAAAACAAAACAAGCUUUAGAAACUGAAGAUGAGAAACAAACUAGACUUAAAAAUGCCAGGGAGUAUCGAAAAGCAAAACGAGCUUCAGAAACUGCACAUGAGAAACAAACUAGACUUGAAAAUGCUAGUGAGUAUCGAAAAGCAAAACAAGCUUCAGAAACUGAAAAUGUUAGAAAUUAUGAAAAAAGAAAACGAGGACAGGAAACUGGGAUUGAAAAGCAAACUAUAGUUGCCAGUGCUAAUCCGAACAAGAGAAAACGUUUGUGUGCUUCUACUCAAAUUCUAAAUCAGCAGGAUUAUUUAAACAAAUUUGACAUUGAAAAAGAUGGUAGUAUUCAUGAACAGAGUUGGGCAAAAAAUAACAUUAAUAAAUUUUCUAAAUCUAUUGAAUUCUUUAUUAAUCAAUGCACUAUAUGUCAAGAAGCAUGGCCACUGAACUCUAAACCAAGGUCACCUGAUUGUUAUAUAUGUUCUCGAUGUGCUCGAGACACAAAAUCUCCCAGAAAGUUUUCACAUGAAAAUGCAAUGAUUCCUUCUCCAGUCCCAACCGAGUUACAAAAUUUAACGCAAGUAGAGGAAAUGUUGAUUGCUCGUGCUCUUCCUAUCAUGAGAGUUUACAUUAAGCCCGGUGGACAACGAGGUUACUCGGGUCAUUGUGUUAAUUUGCCACAAAAUGUUAAGGAACUUGCAUCAUCAUUGCCAAGAUAUCCAAAAGACUUGUCAGUGAUUAUUGUCAAGGUCAAAGGUAAAGAUAACUCAUUUAGAGAUGUUUCUAUGAGAAGAAAAAAAGUACAUAAUGCAUUAUUAUGGCUUGUGCAAAAUAAUCCUCAUUAUGCUGAAUUAGAAAUUAAUGAAGAUGCAUUAAACUGUUUACCUGAAAAUGGCAUUCCAGCAGAUCUCAUGAUUGUUGAGACUGAAAAUGAAAUAAUCUCAAAUGAUGAUGUUAUGUCAGAUUUAGGUCCACCCACUGAAAACCCUUCUGAAGAUAUAGUUUAUAACAACUCUACAGACAUGAAUAGUUUCUUGCCUGUCGGUGAACAGCAGGAACAAGAAAUAGAAGCA
Messenger RNA from Paramuricea clavata, 1953 nucleotides. Lineage: Eukaryota; Metazoa; Cnidaria; Anthozoa; Malacalcyonacea; Plexauridae. The record is from the annotation of a GenBank genome assembly.